This is a messenger RNA of Etheostoma cragini (Arkansas darter), 688 nucleotides long. RefSeq names its product parvalbumin-7-like. The transcript has 5 exons. Gene Ontology annotation, cellular component: cytoplasm; nucleus. NCBI's taxonomy places the organism in Eukaryota, Metazoa, Chordata, Actinopteri, Perciformes, Percidae. Bases 242 to 568 code for a protein of 108 amino acids. The record is from RefSeq and is a predicted model, not a curated record. Gene Ontology annotation, molecular function: calcium ion binding.
AGAUCACCUCUCCCUUCUUCAGAUUCAACUCCGCCUUGCCGUUGCCGCGAAAAUCAAAUAUUACCUGGGACACACGCAGCAGAUACACACACACAGACACACACACACACACACAAACACACAUACAAAGAAGAAACCACACACACGCACAUCAGAGAGAGGCGAGAGGAACAAGAGAGGAGAGAGACGGACACAUUCAACACAAAGAGAGAAGAGACGGUGAGAGAAGACAGCUGACAAAAUGUCAAUGACAGAUCUGUUGAAAGCCGAGGAGAUCAAGAAAGCUCUUGAAGCAUUUGCCGGAGAAACCUUCGACCCUAAAAAGUUCUUUGAAAUGGUGGGAAUGAAGGCCAUGUCAGCUGAAAACGUCAAGAAGGUCUUCCAGGUUCUGGAUGUGGACGGUAGCGGCUUCAUAGAGGAGGAGGAGCUCAAGUUUGUACUGAAGGGCUUUUCCAAGGAAGGCCGAGAUCUAACUGACUCUGAGACAACAGCAUUCCUCAAAGCCGCAGACAAGGAUGGAGACGGCAAGAUUGGCAUUGAUGAGUUUGAAAUCUUGGUGCAUGAGUAGGGGAUAGCUGAAUGUCCCCCUCCCCCCUCCUCCUCCUCCUCAUCUUCAUCCCUGCAUUCAUAUUUUAUAACUACCACUACUCCUCUCACCUUCCUGGGGACCCUGCACAUGGAGUCAGAC